Parnassius apollo (apollo) is the source of this 1515-nucleotide messenger RNA. NCBI's taxonomy places the organism in Eukaryota, Metazoa, Arthropoda, Insecta, Lepidoptera, Papilionidae. The record is from the annotation of a GenBank genome assembly.
AUGAUUAAGUACACAGUCCUAGUAUUUUACAUAGUAGCGCCGUUAUUCGUGAGCAGCUACAAAAUACUAGGUAUAUUCCCAUCGUUGGAUCGGAACAACCAUCUUACUUACCGUGGCUUGUUUAGGGAUUUGGCGAAUAGAAACCACGAUGUGACCCUGAUUACCCAUUUUCAACUGGCGGACGCGCCCGCUACUUACCACAAUAUACUACUCAGUGAUACGCAUGUUUACAAAGGCUUAUCUUUUGAAUCCGUGAUACCAAACGAAAUUUCGCGAGUGCCUUUCGAAACUUUAAUAUCGACAAAAUCGGGUAAUGACGAUUGCAAGAUUUUAAUGAACAAUCAUCAAGUGCUUCAUAUGAUAAGAACUCGUCCGAAAUUCGAUGUCAUACUAGUAGAAUCGUAUAACAGUGACUGUGGAAUUGCGUUAGCGGCAAAUUUAAGUACACCAUUUAUAGUAUUUAAUCCACAACCGAUUCACCCGUGGCAAUAUAACAGACUGGGAAUCAACUUCAAUUCUGCUUUCGUUACCCAAUCGUUGUUACCCUAUGGAAAACAGCCUUGGUUCUUUGAUAGGUUGAGAAGUUAUAUUUUAUAUCACAUAACAAAUUGGGUAUAUUAUAUCGGUUCACAAGUGACCGACCAUGUAUACCUUUACAAGUAUUUAGGUGACAAUCUGCCCUCGCUAGAAAGCAUAGCGUCGAAUGCUAGCUUAGUGUUUGUAAACACGCAUCAAUCAGUGUACGGUGGAGUUGCCAGACCAGACAACGUUAUUGACAUUGGAGGCAUACACAUGAGACCACCUAAAUUAUUACCGACGGAAAUAGAAAGAUUUAUUAACGAAGCGGAAUAUGGUGUUAUUUAUGUGAACUUGGGUUCCACUGUGAAGGACUCCACAAUGCCAAAAGAAAAAUUAAACGAGUUUUUGUCAACGUUUAGUAAGUUACCUUUAAGAAUUCUUUGGAAAUGGGACGGCGGAGUGAUAGAGAAUCUCCCAAGGAAUGUAUUGACAAUGCGAUGGCUACCUCAAUACGACAUUCUAAAACACGAUAACGUAAAAGUGUUUAUUUCUCACGCUGGCAUUCUAAGUACUAUUGAAGCUGUCGACGCUGGCGUACCUGUAGUAGCUAUCCCCUUGUUUGGUGAUCAGUAUGGUAAUGCUGCUGCUAUGGUGGACGCUGGUAUCGCUAAUAUAGUUCCAUACAGUGACUUAAAGAAAUCACUCCUUAUGGAUGCCAUAAAUGAAGCAUUAGACUCAACAUGGCAACAACGAGCGAAACUCGUCUCCAGAAUUUGGCACGAUCGUCCUAUGUCACCUAUGGAAACUGCUAUUUACUGGACGGAAUACGUAGCACGAUAUCACGGUGCACCAAACUUAGUAGCGACAUCUGUUAAAGUACCGUGGUAUCAACAACUCCAGAUAGACGUUUUACUGUUUGUCGCUUUGAAUAGUACGGCUUCUCAAAACGCUUUUAUAGAAGAAAGAAGAAAAGAAAAGAGAGUAAAAUUUGAAUAA